GCGUCUGCAAGACUGCAACUCAGUUUUAGCCUGUGGCAUCGCUAAAUACAGCCUCUGAUUGUUACACCGCCAUGUGUUGUGCGUCCUUGAAUGCGCAUCUCGUCUCCGUGACGUCAUGUGUUUGUGGGUGACAGCUGGAGCUCAUCAUAACCACAUCUUCACCCACGAAAAACUUCCACAAACAAUUCCUGCCCAUCCCAUCCCAUCCAACGCUACGAGACAAGAAAUGCUUCGGUCAAUAUCCCUCCGCCCGAUCGCCAAAGCCCUCCCGCACGCGAGGCCGCUGCUGCAGCUCAAUGCCGGCUCCAGCUCCAGCGCCAGCUCCGUCCGUUGCCUCUCCAACCUGGUCCGGCCAGCAGCAGCUCCGCAAUUGACCCGUCCUCGUCCUACUCCUCACCGUGUCCAGAGUGCACUCUUCAGGCCCCUAGGUGUCCGACUGUAUGCGGCGGCGCUGAAAGGCGACCAGCUGAAGAAGGAGCAGGAGCGGCACCGCCAGGAAAAGCUGAAAGCGCAUCCGGAAGCUGUGUCGAGUACCAGCUCCGUGAGGCAAGUGUUUGAGCCCGGUAAUCCCAGUGUUAAGAAAGACGACGAGGCGGAUAUGCUGCAUGGGAUCAAGUCGGAUCUGGCAACGGUUAGGGAGACAUUUGCUCUGCAUGAGGUGCCAAAGGAGGUGUUCUGGUUCGGCAUGGGAGGCUUGGCCCCGUACGUCGUCACCAGUGCCAGUACCUUGUUCCUGGCAUGGGACAUGAACCAUGCGUCGGAGACGGGCAUGGGCAUCUUUGUCAGUAAAGACACGGCCUCGCAUCUCCUCGAGAUCCUGGAGCCAACACAGAUUGGACUUGGGGCUAUCAUCCUCAGUUUCCUCGGUGCUGUCCAUUGGGGCCUGGAGAUGGCCAAAUACGGAGGAUCCCACCCUUACCGCCGCUACACUAUCGGCAUCCUGGCUCCCGCCCUGGCGUGGCCGACCAUCUUGCUGCCGCUCGACUAUGCGCUGCUCACCCAGUUCGUGGGUUUCGUGGGUAUGUACUUUGCCGACUCGCAGGCUACAACUAUGGGCUGGGCUCCGCGGUGGUACACCACCUACCGGUUCAUCCUGACCUUCGUCGUCGGUGCGUGCAUCAUCAUGACUUUGGUUGGCCGUGGUCAGAUCGGAGAUGCCGUUGAACCCACCCGCGGUGCCCGCCAACACCUGGCCGACAUCCGCCUGAAGCAGAGGGAGAACGUGCAGAGGGAGGAGGACGAGCGGAUCGCUCGUAUGGCGGCGGAAGACAGAAAGGUCAAGGAGAACAAACAGAAGAAGUCGGAUGAUGAGCCGACCGAUCCUGGCAAGAAGGCGGCGGGAGAUCAGCCCGGGAAGCAGGGAAUGCAUCAUGACGACAACCAAGACACCAGUGCGACGACGCAGCCGGGACAACCCACCGAUCCUACGCCGGAGAAGAAGGGCGAGCAGAAGCCCCGAGAGGAGAGGAAGGCGCCCACUGGAAUGAGGGGCUAGGAGGGAGAAGGCAUGGAGGUGAAGGGAAUCUUUUUAGCUGCAAUGCCAUGUGAUGAGGAUUUCCUUUGAGUUUCUCGGCUUUUUGUUUUCUCGGUUUUUUGUUUCUUGUGUCUACUUACAUAAUCAUCUACUGCUUCUAAAUAUGAGAACUGGGCGUACUCAAGUCUCAACCAUGCCGACUCGACUCCGGAAUUGGGAUCCUUCCUCCCA
This is a messenger RNA of Tricharina praecox, 1705 nucleotides long. RefSeq lists its product as uncharacterized. The coding region runs from base 116 to 1495 and encodes 459 amino acids. The transcript has 4 exons. The record is from RefSeq and is a predicted model, not a curated record. Lineage: Eukaryota; Fungi; Ascomycota; Pezizomycetes; Pezizales; Pyronemataceae.